This is a messenger RNA of Trachemys scripta elegans, 5436 nucleotides long. RefSeq names its product spermatogenesis associated 6 like (gene SPATA6L). The record is from RefSeq and is a predicted model, not a curated record. Bases 325 to 1611 code for a protein of 428 amino acids. The transcript is spliced from 12 exons. Gene Ontology annotation, biological process: spermatogenesis. NCBI's taxonomy places the organism in Eukaryota, Metazoa, Chordata, Testudines, Emydidae. Gene Ontology annotation, molecular function: myosin light chain binding.
AAAGCUCUGGGCAGGCUCCAUGUCACGCCUGCAUCCCGCCCUCAAGCGUCGCUUGGGGAGCAUUCCCCCAACCCGCCCCUUCUCGCGGUUCGCAGGGAGCCUUAGCUAUAGCCUCGCUUGCGCCUCGCUUCCCCGGGCCCCAGGGGGCGCGCGCCGCCUGCCUCCGCGUUCAGAAGGCGAACGUUGGAACGUUUGAGUUUCCACGGCAACGCGACGCUUCCCCUUCCGGACAGCUGUGGUCGCUGGGUGAUCGGGACAGCGGGGGCCGGGGGCGCGGCCGGCCUGUGAACGGAGGCGGGGAGACCAGCCCGCAUCCCCCCCAGGAUGCCGCUGAAGGUGGUGGUGGAGCUGCAGAUCCACGCGAUCACUUGCCCUGGUGUGUUCCUGCCGGAGAAGCAUGACAUUUACCUCAGUGUCUGCAUCAUGGGCCAAUACAAGGAGACAGAGUGCCUUCCUCCAAUUUUCCCUCUCUUGUUUCAUGAGAAGAUGUGGUUUGAAAAGGUAUUUGAAAGUGCUGUAGACCCUGCUGCUGUAACAGAGAUGCUUGAAAGCAAUGUAACAACGUUUGGAUUAAUUCAACUAGUAUCUUCAGUGGGGGACAGUCUUGCUUUUUAUGAAGAGAAUACUCGAGAUUUUCUCUUCCCAGAGCCCAAGCUGACUCCUGUGUAUCCUGGUGUGGAGAGAGAGUUACUAAUGAAAACAUCUCCUAGUUUCACAGGAAUUGCACCAAAAAUAGAAUUUUCUACAAGAACAACCAUUACUGAGCUUCCACUUCAAUAUAGAAAGCAGUUUUAUGGCAGAAACAGAAUGAGGAUACAAAGAUCUGCCUCUGUAUCACCCAGGCGAAGGAGCAUUUCACCAGCACAAUAUAAGACAACAAAGAAAAAGGAUAAUAAGAUCUGUAAGAGUCUUACAAGGUUAUUAAGAUCCCGCUCUCCAUCUCCAAAUGCUACAAAGCACCUGUGUCAGUUCUGCAAAGAAAACCAACAGCAGCAGUCAAGGCUAAGCCUGGGAUCUGUUGGGUACAAACUGGAUGCUGAAACCAGGCCACCAUUUGUUGUUAGACACGUAGACAGUUCUAACCCAUUUGGUGAAAAAUCUUCGUCACAGUUACCUUAUCGAAAUCCAAAACAAAAUGUGAGCUCAGCAAAGAAUUCGCUUGAAUUUCAAUUGAAACGAGCUUUAUCUUUUGAUAGCUGUGAAGCAUCAAAUUCCUCAGUUAAGGUUAUCAGGGAACCGGAUGAACAGGCCACAUCUGAACAUGAUUCAUCAUCUCUUGAAACAGAUGAACUUGUAAAUUACCCAGGCAGUUCUCCUACUCAAGGAGAUUUGACAUUUCACCGCACAGCGUCAUUUGCCACCUCCCCACAUUACAGAUCACCUAGUCCUGUUCGGAGUCCCUCUCCUCUGCAACACAGAUUAUACUCCAAUCCUCAUUUCAGUUGGGAAAAGAUCCACAAGAGAGUGCAGAAUCUCCUAACCUCAAACCAGGCAAAGCAGAGACUUUCCUUUGGAGCCACUGAUUCUGAAAUUGAUGAUGUCCUUGAAAGAAGGUCCAUCUCUUUGAGGAGUUCCCCUCAGGAUGAUUCACUGGAGCAAAGAUAUUACUAAGUAGUUGUCAUCAGAAAGGUAAGUGCCUAAAUGCUUCUCUUCACUUUUAGAUUUACUGGGAUUAUUUCGGAUCCAGGAACUUUAUAAAUUUUUGUAUUCCUGCAGGAAAAUCUGUUGUAAAAGUAUGCUAAGCAGCCCUAUUUCCUGACUAUACAACAGCAAUUUACUUGUAAUUGCCAAAAUAAGCUAUAUUUUUUGUGUUCUUAAACUCCCAGUCACUUUAAGAGCCAUUAUACUCAAAAAAGUGACUCUAAAAGUGGCAUCAUGGAUUUCCUUGUUUGCCAUCUCUCUAGGAUACCAUUUCAUUAGUUUACAUGAAAAACAUUUUUCUCUCUCUCUUUCUUUUUUUUUACCAAUUGCCAAUGCUGCAAACAUCAUAGUGGGAUCUGAAAGUCAUGCGAGGUUCUUUCUGGUUAGUACAUCAGCACUGGCAGCAAAGAUUCUGUAGCUGGAACUUUGUUUAACAGUUCUUGUUAGGUUUUUCAAAGGGGUCUAGGCAAGUUAAGGUGCCCAACUUCCAUUGAAUUUCAGUGGGAUUUGGGUGCCUAACAAUCUUAGGCUCUUUUGCAAAUCUCAGCCACUGUUAUAAGAGAGAACAGAAUCCAGCUCAGUCUUCCUCAGAUGUGUUACCUCUAAAUUAUUAGCAGGAGUAAAAAACUGGUCAGCUAUUAAAAUUAGGAAAAAUUACUGAGGUCUCUAGUGUAUGGUGACAUGGCUCAAGAUACAUACAGGGAGCAGAUUUGAUGAGUAAGAAGAUGGCAUUUUUACACAGCCCCUUUUCUGACCAUAACCACUCUUUAAUAUGUUUCUAUUUCUCAAACAUUUUUCUUCACUGGAGACUUAAUUUUUGAUCCAUUGACUCUGUGUGAAACAGCAGUCUGUGGUUUCAUUUCUCAGCCAGCAGACGAAGGGCCAGAUUCUAUCAUUCUUACAUUGAGUGAAAUCCCAUUUAAGUCCAGGGGAGCUUUGCCCAAUUAAGGAUUUCAGAAUUUGGCCCAAAGUGAUUUAGUUCAUUUGGAUUUUAAAGGACAAAUCCUGUGAGUAAACACACCUGUCAGCAUAUCCCUAAAGAGUAUGUUAAAUAUUUUCUUCUCCAUCAUAUGCUUGCUUUUUUUUUUUACCUAAAUGUCACUCAUUUUGAUGGGAUAUUAACAUUUUUUAUUAAUGGAAAACUGGGCAAAAUUCUGCUCUCAGUUAAUCAUGCACAAAUUCAACUUUAGUUGAGUGGCACAUGUAUAAUUGAGGGCUUACCUACAAGGGGGACAAGCCUGAAGCAGCUACUGCAGAAAAGCUAUUGCAGGAAGUAUUCAUUUAGACAAGGCCUUAGGGAGCACCUUUCUCCACCUUCCUCUGCAGCUGAGGAUGCAAUACAACAAAACAGAUAGUUCCAAACUUUGGAUAACAAAAUUGGUCCAAUAAAAGAUAUUACCUCACCCUCCCUGUUUUACUUAACUAGGUUUUCGAUAAUCAGGGUUUUAUUGUAAUUCAAAUGGGAAUUUGAUUGGGACACCAGGAUUAACAACAAUCACAUUCUUGCAAAAGGAGCCAGAGUAUCUUUGAUGACCACCCUGCAGCCAGGACCCAUCUUUCAUGUCUCAUUUGAAAGAUGUCCUCUCCCAUAGCACAGUGUCCCCAACACUAUACAAGGACAUAUGUUCAGUAAGGCCUCACUUACUGCACCACUUUUCACCGGCACUACUUCCUGCUGCAAUAAGGGCAUUGCUGGGGGUCUCUCGUCCAAAUAUUGAGAAGGUCUCACUCUUAGCUUAUGACAUCAGAUAAGAUCACCUCCUAACAUGGUAGAAUUGCAGACAGCAGCCCCUGUAGUUCUUUCUCCUUUGCUAUACCUGCCAUCCGCGUGAGCAGCCACCAGUGCUGGCAAGAUUAGGGUGAACAUAAAGGAUGGCAAGAAAGGUGGAAAUUCCCUACUUGCUUAAUUUGCACUGAUUUAGCCUAUGUGAUUAUUUAUAGAGGAACAUGGGUUCUAGUCGUGCAGUUGCUCCUCAGCCUAGCACUACAUUCUCUUCAAGAUGUGCAAUGACUUUAAGAAAAGUUAUGUAGAUCCUGUUCUGUACGGCUGCUGUCACAACUGAUGACACUCUUGAACCGGAUGCUGCUUAUAACUGUCUCUGAAAUGCCAAGUAUAAUUUAAAAUGUAAUUUUCACAGAUGACAAUAACUUAUUUUUUUUCUUAUUUCCUGAACUAAGAGGCUAAAGGCUGAAUGGGCAUGGAAACUGAACAGCUCUCUUACAAUCUACAAGUGUUUCCUCUAGGUCAAAUUUGAGUCCUAUGGGGGAGCUUUGUGGUGACGCUUGCACUGCUACUGAUUAUGCUGUAUCUGGUUUAUGGAUUAACGAACUACUGCAGUCUCCACCCUAACCAUAUUCUCCUAUAGCUUAUUUAAAUCCAUCUCAUUUUUAACAGGAAUCCAUCUCCGAGGCUGUACAUGGCUUAGAGGUGCUUUUCUCAGUGAGAAGUUUCACAGAGCACUGAUAGUGCAAGUAACAGCUUCUGCUUGAGAAAUGUAAAGUUGCACUAAAGACUUAUUUUGGCUGGUAGAAUUACAAGUUCUGACUUAAAAUCGAAGGGCUGAGGGAGCUCUUAGGCACUUGAAAUAUCGACUAAUUGCAAUAGGCCUCCUAAAUGUCUGGUUUAACAAUAGCAAAUAUUCUGUAAGCUGUCUUUAUGUUUACGUAUAUAUUGGUUAUAUAGCGAGUACUUAGGUGGUAAAUUUCAUGUACUUAAUUGCAUAGUAAUUACAUUUUACAACAGAAAAUCCUCGUGACAGGCCUGGUGGUAAUUACUAUAGGCCAAAUCGAUCAUUUCCAUGGAAGAUUCGUGGAAGCCAGAGAGACUGGGAGGUUUCCCCAGAUCAUUUUGGGGGAGAUAGGAUGGGCACAGUGUGUGCAGAGGGUUCAGCCCCAGAACUCCUAAGAGUUGAUCCAUAGGAAGCCAGGAUGGUCUAUUCAUAGACCCUGUGCCCCAACACUGACUCCAGGGCCUUGGGUGCCCUAGCAAGCUCCUUGGCAGUACAGCUGUAAUGGAGGCUCUUUAACAGGGUUUCCUUCCCAGGCCACUCCCUCUUGAACAUCCCUUCCAGGGAUUUUGGGGUCAAUGGCACAAAAGCAAGCUACAGAAAAAGUAAUAAAGCCUUAGGCUCUCUUACCUUUUCAAUUGACUCUGCGCAGUUUUGAAGGGGAUAAUGUGCAUAGCACCCUGUCCCAUCUGCCCUUCUCCAUAUGUGGCUUACUGCAGAAACAGAGAAUUGGGGUGGUGCCACAGAGUGACUGAAUCCCCUUCUUCGGAAGCAAGGUAAGAUCUGCACAAAAGCAUAAUAAUCCUGGUCCAAAUCCUGCAGGCAAAAGUCACAUUAGAUUGGGUGGGAGUUUUGCCCAAGUUAGGAGUGCAGGAUUAGGCUCUCUUUGUUUGGGAAACAUUGUUAACUGGAGGUGAAUUAAUAAGUACAUUAAGAGGACUUAAUUUUGUGUCCUGUAACUUAAAAUGGUUUUUCAAAAUCGUAUUUCUCUGAGAUUACAAUUUACAAUUACCUAAAAAACUACUUGCCUGUAAAACAGACUUCAAAAAUGAUUUUUUUAAACAAAAAUUCUUGGAGCUAUUUUGUAAUAUACACUCUAACUCCUUUAGCAGAGACAACUCAACAACUGCUGGACUCCAAUUUGAAGAGUUGAGACGGACGUCUCCAUCUCAGAGUUGAUCAGGGGUUCAUUUUCUGUGUGGUGUUAUGUCUAAUCUCUUUCUUAAAGUGAGACUCUGUAUUGUGCUGGAUAAGCAUGGCUGAUUAAAUGAUUGCAGUGUGUGGCUCA